AUGAGUUGCCUCCUUGGGAGCAAUGUAGAACGAGGAGUUUCGCAUUUUAUUUUUCCUUUUCACGUUCUGCCUCACUCGUUGCGCAGUUGGCUUCCCCGUUUGGCUCUCCUCUUCGCCUUGCUGCAUGGGGUAACGCUCUGCAAGAGUGGCCAGGGGAUGGACGCGCCGCGGGGCCCCCCUGGCGUGCCCCCCAUUUUCAGCGUCAUCAGCAGCGAUGUCAAGCUGGGGAACCAAGGGGACUACGUGAGGAGGGCGCACCACCACGAGGCGGUGAAACUCUACGAGCAGGUCCGGAACAAAUGCAGGGUGUACUUUUUGCCGCUCGUCUGGCAAUGCGGCGAGAGGGGGGGCCCACGCGGGAGGGCCACAGAAAGGAACGCUGAGGGGGCCCCUAACAGUACCCCCAACAGAGCCGCUAACCGGGGCGACGAAACCCCCUUCGAAUACCUGCAGCGAAACCUGGGAGAGACGAAGCACAAGGUGGAAAGCCUCGCGGCGCACAUCCAACAGUCAGACGUUGUAGUAGUCCCCAUGAACUACCACGACAUUUUAAAUAAGCACCUCCUGGACAUUUCCCAGUUUAGCAACUUCCUCAAUGCGAUCGACCUCCUACUGUAUGUAAGCCAAACGAGGGGUAACCACAACGUUAUUUUUUACAUAUUCAACUUUCAUGAAGAUGAUGAUGCCCCGGGGGGCAGGUCCCACCACGACGACUACGUAGAGAAGGAAAAGGCAUCCAUCGUCCACAUAGUAAAGUCGUUUCUGCGCAGCCACUGGAAGGACCCGUACCACAAGUGUGUGAAGGAGCGGUUCGUUUUUGCGAGGGGGAACUGCAUCGACGUGGAUAGGUGGCGAGGUCAAAUUGGGAAGAGGAGGGUCUACUCCAGAGUGAAGGUCCCACAAUCACAGAGUGAUCCUGCGGAGGGGAAAGCCCCACAAUCACCGCUUAUCCCUACUGAGGGGAAAGCCCCACCAUCACCGCGUAUCCACACGGAGGGGCAAAUCCCACAAUCACCGCUUAUCCCCCCAACUGGGGACCGCAGCAGGGACGCCAUCUUUGCGAAGUACCGCCCCGACACGCUGAAGAACCUGACUAGCGAAAACUACUUCGUGUAUAAUUUUUUUUCCAACCUGAAAAUCUCCAUCCUACACGAAUACUUAAAAUUGGCUAGCCAGCUAAAGGUGGACAGUUUUGACCCCCUGCCAGAUGCAGCAAAAAUGAAAGGAAAAAUGAACCAAGUGGCGAAAGAAGUGGAUUUGCUGCUUAACAAGUUUUUACUCUUUCAAUUGAACAAAAGGGUCAUUCAAAAUGAUGAUGCGAUGGAACAUAUUAGGAAGAAGCAGCACGCCUACCUCGUCCACAUCAUCCUAACGGACUUGCUAGAAAAAUAUGAACACAAUUUGGAGACCCUCAUUCGGCACUUAUACCAGUUAUAUAGAGAGAGAAUUAAAAAAAUAAAAAUAACUUCAAAUAUAAUUCGUGAGUUUACGAGAGAAAUUAAAAACAUUGAUGAGUUGUUUCACCUGCACAACUCGGCCUUGUCCUUUGUGGACUACUUUAAAAACAAAGGGGGUCACUUUCGCGAAAGGGCCAACUGUAUUUCCCUUCAGAUGGAGGCAAAACUUCUUCAAACCGUAAAUGAAACUGCUACGGAAAUUGUGAAUUACUAUAUAUCACAGGGGGUGUACGUUCGGCACUACGAAUUCACUGCUGGCUUUCUCUCCCUGAGGAAGCUCUCCUUCUUUUCCUACUUGCUCCAAAAGGUCGCCGAUUCGCUCAGGAACAGAAUAAGCCUCAGCUUUAACUACCUGUCCCCGAGCGCCUUCGGCUUCUCCUCCUACAAGGACGACCUCUCCUUGUCGCCCAAGCGGGACCUCAUGAUCACGACCAGCGAAAUGGACCAGGUGCAAAAAAUAAACAUCCCCGCGAGCACCUACUCGAAGAUCCUCCUCUCAAUGGACGCGAAUAAGAGGUAACCGAACUGGACCCCCCUGAGGGGCGGACUCCCUGGGUGGGUGACACUUCACU
Messenger RNA from Plasmodium vivax (malaria parasite P. vivax), 2029 nucleotides. RefSeq lists its product as hypothetical. NCBI's taxonomy places the organism in Eukaryota, Apicomplexa, Aconoidasida, Haemosporida, Plasmodiidae. The coding region runs from base 1 to 1977 and encodes 658 amino acids. The record is from RefSeq and is a predicted model, not a curated record. The transcript is spliced from 3 exons.